AUGGGACAUGUUGAAGGUAAGUCAUCGGGUAGCAUUCACGAACAACUAUCUUCAAGCCAUAAAUUGAUUGUUGAAAAGAAUAGAAAAUAUAUAAAAACUCUUAUUGAAAUAACCUUAUUUUUGGGAAACCAAGGACUGGCUUUCAGAGGGCAUGAUGAAUCUAAACUUUCUUCAAAUAAAGGAAAUUUUAAAGAAACAUGUGAUUUACUGGCAAAAAAUUGCCCUGAAUUUGAAGAAAAGUAUAGCAACACUACUAAUUUCACCAGUCAUUUAAUUCAAGAUGAAUUGGUAAACUUAUCUGCAGCAAGAAUUCGGUCCAAAAUAACCCCGGAAAUAAAAUGUAAUAAAGUAUUUGGAAUUAUGAUUGAUGAAGCAAGAUGUUUUAAGGAAGAACAGAUGUCUGUAUGUGUUGGAUACACUGUUGGUCUAAAUGUUGUUGAACGUUUUCUGGGUUUUGUAGACGUUUCAGAAAAUCAAAAUGCCGAAUCAUUAUGUGCUAAAAUAUUUGAAUUCCUUACUGAGAACCAAUUGGAUAAAUAUCACAUUGUAGCACAAUCAUAUGACGGCGCCAGUGUCAUGUCUGGCAAAUUUAAUGGUGUUCAAUCCAAAGAAACUAGAAUUGUUUUCAACACAAUAGAAUCAUUGUAUAAGCACUUUUAUCAUCCUACUAAAAAUAAAACUCUAGUUACUAUGCAGAGGAAAUUAGGAAUUAAAAUAUCAAAAAUAAAUUCUCUGAGUGAUACAAGGUGGAAUUGUAGAUGGAAAAACUGUGAGUCAGUUAUAAACAAUUAUGAAGCAAUUAUUGCAGUUUUGCAAGAAGAAAUAGAUAAUCAACUGGACCGUAAUGCAAAUGAAGCUAUUGGUAUACUUUCAAUAAUGCAAAAAGGGUCAUUUGUUGUUUUUCUAUUCAUUUUGCAACAUGUAUUAUUCUCUAUAAAUAUACUGAGCAACAAGUUUCAAGACAAAGCUGCUACAUUGGGUGAAGCGGCUAAUCUAAUAAACAAAGUAAUACUAAGUUUUGAGAAUGCUAGAUCUACCAUUGGAUUUACAUCUAAGCGAAUAAGACGUGAACCCAAUGUUUUUGAAGAUUUCAUUCUAACAACUACUACUGCCGCAGAAUCAUUUCAUAAUAUUGAAACAAAUAGUACAUCAGUCGAAAAAUACUAUUUUGUAAAUGGCUAUUUUAAAAUAUUGGAUUGUAUAAUUGUCAACUUAAAGAAAAGGUUUUCAACUGAUUUAUUGGAUGUGAAAAGUAUAAGUGUUCAAUCAGAAAUGCAUGUUGUGAAGAACUACUUACAUUUAUCAAAUGACAAAAGCAGUAUUAAUUUAGAAGCUUUGACUUCAGUCCAUCACAUUGAACAAAGUAUUGAACUUACAAGUAUAGCUAAGUCAAAUGAAGCAAAAUAG
Messenger RNA from Myzus persicae (green peach aphid), 1407 nucleotides. RefSeq names its product zinc finger MYM-type protein 1-like. NCBI's taxonomy places the organism in Eukaryota, Metazoa, Arthropoda, Insecta, Hemiptera, Aphididae. The record is from RefSeq and is a predicted model, not a curated record. The transcript has 8 exons. The coding region runs from base 1 to 1407 and encodes 468 amino acids.